Messenger RNA from Eurytemora carolleeae, 2245 nucleotides. Its product is annotated as acid sphingomyelinase-like phosphodiesterase 3b. NCBI's taxonomy places the organism in Eukaryota, Metazoa, Arthropoda, Copepoda, Calanoida, Temoridae. The coding region runs from base 58 to 1560 and encodes 500 amino acids. The transcript has 20 exons. Gene Ontology annotation, molecular function: hydrolase activity. The record is from RefSeq and is a predicted model, not a curated record.
AGAUAAAUUAUGAUUGAUGGCUCCUCAGGGUUACACUGAUAACUUUAAGGUUUUGAGAUGAGAUUAGGUGGCUCCUUAAUCAUCUUCCUUCACUUCACUUCAUCAGUUAGAUAUGAUGCUGUUAAACAACAAACAGGAUAUUUCUGGCAGUUAGAUAGCUUAAAUCUGAAUCUAAACUACAGUAUGCUGGGGGACAGGAACAAAAAUUGUGAAUACUAUCCGGGCACACCAGUUUAUCAACGACCAUCAGGACCUUUUGGAGAUUAUUCUUGUGAUUCACCGAUUGAUCUUAUUAGGUCUGCUACAGCAUUUAUGAAAACAAUUCGAGGAGAGGAGUUUGAUUUUCUGCUUUGGACCGGGGAUUCAGGACCGAACACCGGCAAUCCUACUAAUGCCAAGGAAUCAAAAAAUGUUCAGAUGUACAUUGAUGAGAUGACACAAUUGCUCAGGGAGGAGUUUCCCUAUUCUUCGAUUUACCCUGUACUUGGUGAUAGGGAUACAUUUCAUCAUAAACCAGAUACUACACAGGGGGGACAGAAGGAUACAAGUCCUAACCAAUCACCUCUGGGAGACGCUUCAGCAUUGGACACGGAGCUAUACAGAUAUGUUUCUGAAAUAUGGAAUACCUGGCUUCCUCCAUCAGCUGUACAAACACUAAAAAAAGGUGGUUAUUACAAAGUGGAAUUAGCUGGUAGACGACUUAACCUUGUGGGACUUAAUACAGGACUUUGGUUAAAGGAUACUGAGAGAGGGAGGUAUACAGGAGGGGACCCUGGACUCCAGUUCUCUUGGCUAGAACAAGUUCUACAAAAAGCUCGAGAAAAACAGCAAACUGUAAUAAUUUUUGGCCAUACUCCUCCUGGAGUUUUUGAGAUUGGGAGCCAUAAUCAAGCGCAAUACUGGUAUCAUCCCGUUUACAACUCUAGAUAUAACCGGUUGGUACUGCAGUAUUCUGAUGUGAUAGUAGGACAGUUCUUUGGACAUCAAAACACAGACACAUUUAGAAUCUUUAGAGAUGGAAAAAGAAAUCCUGUUUCAUGGGCGUUAAUUUCUCCAGCUGUGUCUCCAAGAACUGUUCUGAAUGGAGAACCUGAUUUAGUAGUUUCCAGUCCUUCUCUUCGUCUAUAUAGAUAUAGUACAUACGAUGGGAAGAUCCUUGACUAUUCACAGUUUACACUGUCCUUGGAUGAUUCUAAUUCUGGUGGUGUACCACAGUGGAAACUACAGUACAAUUUCUCUUCACAGUACAGUAAUAUUGGUGGAAUAUCUCCUGAAUCAUUGGAUCUAUUAUAUACUAAACUUCAGUCCAAUACCAGACCUGACCUUCUAGACAACUACCUGGUGUCAAACAGCCAGCUGGCCCCUUUGACCUGCGGGGCUAGCUGCCAACAAGCUCAUUUCUGCUCUAUCUCUAAUAUAGACUUUAAUAAUUACAGACAAUGUAUGAUGAUCUCCAGCACAGGACGGAAUCUGUUCCUCAGUCAUCAUUGUGUAUUUCUCUUUCUAGUUCUCUUCCACCAGUUCUUUUCCUUUGGAUGUUCUUAUUUAGACAAUGUAUAAUGAUCUCCAGCACAGGACGGAAUCUUAUUAUCAAUUACAGAAAAGCACAAUUAAUAUUUUUAUAAGGAGGACAAGUGUGUUGACAAAUAUUUCGUCUACUUGCUUGCUGUAGACAAUCCUGCAGCAAGCAAAAAUAUAUUUUAUUUAAAAAAGAAUACAUAUAUAUUAUGAUUCAUAGCAAAGCCAAAUAGUAAAUUCAGAGAUGGAUAACAAAUUUAAAAUAUAUCAACCUGGAAUUUUCUUGGCAGUGUUUUUCUAGGGUUAUAUAAACACUAAACAUAAAAAUAUUAAAAGGAAAUUAGUUUUUGGCCCAAACUGUGAUUUCAUAAUCCUUAUAUCUUUGCGACCCCAUGUCGUAGACCUCUGAUAUUCCAAACUAUAUAUUCUGUUAGAUAAAAUAGGCUUAAAUUGAAAUAUCAAAGAUUUACACCAUCAGGUUGCUAAGAUAUAUGGCUUAGACAAUUUGAUAUUGCAAUAACUCAGUUACUUUCUAAUUACACAAUUUAUGCAGUCCUGACACUCAAACAUUUAAAAUUACACAAAAAAACCUUAAAAAUGAUAAUCAUAAUUUUUAAAUUAAUAGAUAGUUCAUUUUAUUCUGACUUAACAAAUGAAGAUUUUUUUUAGGUUUUUUAUGUAAAAUGCUUUAGUUUUUUGGUCAUUUAUCCUAAAAUUUUAUUUAAAA